AUGGUUGUUCUUUGUAUCUCACUUCUGAUUGUGAUCAGCGUGUCGAACUUUCAGCCUUGUCUUGGUCGCCACCUCGAACGAUAUAGCACUUCAUCGUUUAGAGACCUAAGCAAGUACGCCAUUAUAUUUGAUGCAGGCUCCAGCAAAACAAAGAUGGAGAUUUACAAGAUCGAUGUUGCUUCGCCCCCACUGGACGUAUCAGAUGUGCACAAAUUGAAACCCAUCCCCAGUAAGGUCAAACCAGGCAUUGGUAAACUUGCCGCCCAUCCUUGGAAAGUUGAAGGCUAUCUAAAGCCCUUACUGGACUCAGCGAUGAAGGCCAUACCAGUGGAAAAACACUCAACCACACCGAUUUUCUUCCUUGCCACGGCAGGAAUGAGACUGUUAAGCGAGGAUCAAUCGUCGUCGAUCAUUAACCAAGUAAAAAUACUUUUUAAUGAUAAACUAAAAUGCCCAUUUAUGUUUGACCCAAUCGAUGUCAGAGUUAUAUCGGGGGCAUUCGAGGGAAUAUAUGCAUGGAUUUCAGUGAACUUCUUGGAGGGAAAUUUUAUUCCUAAAAGAGCCGGUUCCACAUACGGAAUUUUAGAUCUUGGCGGGGCUUCCCAUCAAAAUACAUUUAAUACCAGUGACGAGAAAAGAAAAGAUCUGUACGUAUUGAAUGUGGGAGGGAAGCAAUACGAUCUUUUUGCGAGAAGCUAUCUUGGGUUUGGUUUGAAUGAAGCUCGAAAUAGAUAUCUGUUAAGACUAUCACAGGGGCCUUUACCAAAUAAUGAACUUCUCAGUCCUUGUCAUCACAAAGGUUACCGUGUAGGAACGACUAUCAAUGGUAAAAAAUUUAUUGUUGUGGGAACUGCCAGUGUUUCAAACUGUAGGUUACUUAUUGACAAAACGUUUUUCUGCAAGGACAGAGCUUGCCCGUUUCAUGAUCAACCCAAGCUACACGGGAGGUUCUUUGGUUUCUCUGGAAUAUACUAUUCAGCUAUCACCAUCGGAAUAUUAGAUCCAAAAACUUCUAAACCCCUAACACCAGCCAUGUUCGAUAAGGGAUCGCGAAAUUUCUGCUCUAAAGAUUUCGAGAGCAUCAAAGUGAACCCAUAUGCUAAAACCUACUGCUUCGGCAGCAAUUUUGUGUAUGAGCUUCUGACAAAAGGCUACGGUCUACCUGCUAACAAAGCGAUCAUGGUUGGUAACAAGCUAAAGGGGUUUGACCUGGGUUGGACUCUGGGUGCUGUUCUUUACAAUUCAGGAAUGUUGUAA
Messenger RNA from Stylophora pistillata, 1257 nucleotides. Its product is annotated as ectonucleoside triphosphate diphosphohydrolase 1-like. The record is from RefSeq and is a predicted model, not a curated record. Gene Ontology annotation, cellular component: membrane. Gene Ontology annotation, biological process: nucleoside diphosphate catabolic process. NCBI's taxonomy places the organism in Eukaryota, Metazoa, Cnidaria, Anthozoa, Scleractinia, Pocilloporidae. Gene Ontology annotation, molecular function: ribonucleoside triphosphate phosphatase activity; UDP phosphatase activity; GDP phosphatase activity.